GUUUGCUGUGACUUGUACUUAAGCACUUCGAGCCUUGAGGCGUCCACGAGGAAAUCGACUCUCAAAAUUCGCGUUCACGCCUCCUUCUGCUGUCCUCGAUCUCUUGUUUCUCUUCUAUUUCUUGUGUCUGGAGAGCCUUCAUCGAUACGGCAGGCAUUGACUGCCAACCCAUGUAUCCAAGGGAUGUUCCCAUUGCUACCCAGGCGCCCCAAACGUCACCACUCACCCCAACUCACGACCAGAUAGUCGUUUUAUAUGUUACCGUUGUUUACGCCGUGGUUAUAUUCGGAAUCUGGAAUAUACCAGUCGCACGGACGCUAAUUAACCCGCUUAAACUCUUUACCAUUGGGUGGCAUGAGUUUUGCCACAUCGUAGCGGCCGUCCUGACUGGAGGCACCAUAUCAUCGGUAACGAUCGAUCCAAAUUUAGGUGGCGCGACCAUUGUCGAGGGCGGCCAUCCACCAAUCAUACUCGCAGCAGGGUAUGUAGGAUCAAGUGUCUUCGGUGGCGCCUUCAUACUGGCAGGCUUCGAUUCUCUUGUCGCCAAAAUUCUGAGCUUUGUCCUUGGCCUGGGGCUUAUUACUCCGUUGGUUCUUGUGCGAGACAAGCUGACUAUCCUGCUUACAUUGUUUUACGAGGGUCUACUUGUUGGCUUCUGGUUUAUCGGACAUGCGCAAGCCCUUCGAUGGUACUGCUUAUUCGUCGGCGUUAUGAACACGUUCUACGUUAUUUGGGAUUUGACAGAUGACAAGUUCUUUCGAAAAGCGAACGAUUCUGACUGCACGCAGUUCAAUCUUAUGUUUCCACGAAUAUCUGCGCAUGUGUGGGCUUGUUUCUGGAUAAUGUUCCAGACAGGAGUAUGCAUAUCGUUUCUAUUCAUUGGAAUAGUUUCGUUCAAGGUACGUUAUGACCCUUUCGUGGGUCGCAAAACCUACAGUGUGCAUCUAGCUAUCGACAGAAGAAAUGAACACGCAAGCAAGUGAGUAGCUCAACACAGCCCUGUUACAAUUGUAGCACUGACUGCGGUGCAGCUGUUUUCUUACCGACAUGACAAUAGCACAGCUCCACGAGUACGAAAAUAAUCACACUUGCACUCACAUAGAAUUCACGGGUUUUGUCGUUCACAUACGGACUUGUACGAUCGGAGAGUGGUUCAAUUACAUGUAUCUUUGCUGCAACAUUUACCCCGCCCAGUAUCUAUACCACAUGACAAUGCGGAUUCAUACCAUCAGUGACAAUGAUUGUCCAUAUUUCUGGAUGCAUUAUUCUCGUCUUUGUAGAACACUCGCUAACUUAAUAUAAUUAUAGCUCUCGCACA
This is a messenger RNA of Suillus subalutaceus, 1318 nucleotides long. Its product is annotated as peptidase M50B-like-domain-containing protein. NCBI's taxonomy places the organism in Eukaryota, Fungi, Basidiomycota, Agaricomycetes, Boletales, Suillaceae. The transcript is spliced from 10 exons. The record is from RefSeq and is a predicted model, not a curated record. The coding region runs from base 171 to 983 and encodes 270 amino acids.